UAUUAACGUUCAAAUACCUAUAAUGCCCUUUCAUUCUUGUAUAUAUUGCUCUCGUAAUUAUUUCACACUGUCGUUGCUCCAGAAUCUCACGAUUCUUCCCAUACACCUGGCUGCUGCAUACAAGAAAGCACGGAGUCUUGAGAUCCUCUUGGAUUCAGGUGCCGAUCCAGAGCUAAGGGACCAGUGUGGUCGAAAUACUCUGCAUCUCGUGGUCACCAAUUGGCCAAAUGCCUUAACGACCUGGCCAAGCAUCAGCCCGAGAUUUCAGAAAAACAUGACCACAAUGCAUCAGCGUGCUGAGGACUGCCUACGGGUGCUGUGUGAGUACGGGGUGAGCCUCAAUGCCCCGGUGUACGGCGAAUCUCAUCCUACAGCGCUUCACCUGGCCGUGCGAUUUAGAGCCCUGUCUGCUGUGGCUAUUUUGGGCAGUCAUGGCGCCAAAAUCAACGUUUCUGACAAAUUUGGAGGGACGCCACUACACAUAGCAGCCGGUGUUCUCAACACAAAAAUCACCUCCUGCCUCAUCGAGAUGGGCGCGGACGUCAACAUGGUCGUACGGCAUACGGGCAACAGCGCCCUCCACCUGGCUGUCUACGCCGCCUCCAGAAAGCUGUACGGGACCCUGGACGCCGAUCUCGAAUGCAUCAGCGUACUCUUGGAGCGGGGGGCAUCGGUGGACGCACUCAAUAAGGAAGGUCACACCGCCCUGCACGAAGCUUGCCAUAGUGGAGCAGAGACGAUUGUCAACCUUCUUCUGAAGCACGGCGCCGACAUUAACAAGCUCACAACCUCGGGGGAAAGCUGUCUAUUUCUCUUCCUGGACAAGACAUACAAUCUCAAACACACCUCACUACUGGGUAAACUUCUGAGGUUAACCUCCCCCUUGACCAUCACCAACAAAAAAGGCCUGUUCCCUCGUACGGUCAUGCUCCCAGAGUUCUCGAAACAGAAGGACCGCUUGAUGCAUCUCGCACAGCAGCCCCGAGACCUGUUAGACAUUUGUAAGAUCCACUUAAACCUUUGCUAUAGCGAGAGUUGCAGGGUAGCUUUUAAGAACCUGCUGCCCUCUCACCUGUACGAUUUUGUCUUCAACCACUGGGAGUGCCCCCCUGAUUUGACGUUUUAUGAGGAGGCUGAAAAAAGUCAGAGCUCAGACCCAUUCGAUUUUUUACACAGAUUUCACAACUUCCGCUUUUAAAAUCUUAUGAGUUUGUUUUAAACAGCCUAAUGUUAUGCCUUAAAAAAAAACAAAAACAAAACAGGAACUGAA
Molecule: messenger RNA, 1270 nt
Organism: Chanos chanos (milkfish)
Lineage: Eukaryota; Metazoa; Chordata; Actinopteri; Gonorynchiformes; Chanidae
Product: ankyrin repeat domain-containing protein 61-like
Exons: 2
Coding region: 23-1198 (391 amino acids)
Molecular function (GO): protein binding
Source: RefSeq, a predicted model, not a curated record